Molecule: messenger RNA, 3103 nt
Organism: Vollenhovia emeryi
Lineage: Eukaryota; Metazoa; Arthropoda; Insecta; Hymenoptera; Formicidae
Product: agrin
Exons: 9
Coding region: 379-1866 (495 amino acids)
Molecular function (GO): protein binding
Source: RefSeq, a predicted model, not a curated record
GGGAGCACGCCACGUGAAAGUAGGAAGGGGAGGCUAUAGCCGGACCGACGUCGCUUCGUGCGCCUCAGUCGUUCGUGGACCUCGAAGGACGAUAGAGGUCGAAGAGGGCACUUCCUCCUCUCCUGGCCUCGCGGAAUCUUUCGGCACGCUCUUCCUCGAGCCUCCUCUCGGUCCCCUUGUUCUUCUUCUUCUUCCUCCUCCUCCUCUUCUUCUUCUUCUUCUUCCUCUACCUACGUUCUGCUCCCGCAAGACCUCAGUGACGAGGGUCCCAGCAAUAGGAUAAUCAUCCGCCCGAGCGGUUCCAGGAGGAAUUCGUCGUCCGUGCGAAGAUAUCGUUUUGUGAAGUCACAUCGGCAACCUCGUGAUAGUAUCGGAAGAAUGCGUCGUCAGCUUUCGCUCGUCCUCGGGGUCGUCCUGUUGGGCUGUCUUCAAGAUUACGCGUCCGGCGCGUGUCCCAGGAUAUGCCCGCCGAAUGGCGAGCCCGUCUGCGGCAGCGACGGUGUCAUAUACGCGUCGCAGUGUGAAAUGCGGAAGAAGAUGUGCGGAAAGGGCGUUACCGUGGCCACGGAGAAGACGGCUUGCCUGAGGUCAUCCGGUAGCAAGUGCGAGCAUCGCUGCCCGGGCGAUCAAGAUCCGGUAUGUGGCACCGAUGGGCGUACCUACCUGAACAAGUGCAUGCUCAGGGUGGAGAUCUGCCGGGUCGGAAUCGAGCUGUCUCAUCUCGGGCCCUGCAACAAUAUUUCGGCCCACAGGGAGAACUGUCCGGUCUCGUGCGAUUACGCGCCGCUCGACGGACCGGUUUGCGGAAGCGACGGUAACGUCUACAAGUCCACGUGUCAGAUGAAGCUGCUCACUUGCGGCCAAGGCGUCGUGCGUACGAAUAAGAAGCACUGCCAGACCACAAGACACUGUCGUGAAUCGUGUUGGCGUGGUGCUAAGCCUGCCUGCGGUAGCGACGGCAUUUUGUACUCGAACACCUGCAAAAUGCGGGCGAAGAAUUGCGGCAAGCACGUCUUCGAAGUGCCAAUGUCGUUCUGCGUAUCUCGAGAACGGACAUCCGGAAGCAACGCGUGCCCCUUGGAGUGCAAAAACGAGCCCGAGGUAUCGGUUUGCGGAUCGGACGGAAAUGUAUACAGGAACGAGUGCGAGAUGCAAAUGCUAAACUGCGGGCAUGCGAGAAGAAAGGUAACGGUAGUAGACUUUGAGAAGUGUCGGUCCCGGCUAACGAAAUGCAUGAAGCAACAGCAGAGGUGCGGAAGCGAAGUGGAUCCGGUUUGCGGUAGCGACGCGAAUACCUAUCCAAAUCAGUGCCAUUUGAAUGUAGCGGUUUGCUUAAAGGGCAUCCAAUCGGCUCAUGUUGGCGAGUGCACGACCUUGAAAGAGAUCGAACACUGCCCCGAAGACUGCGCCGAAGUACCCGAGGAACCAGUUUGUGGAAGCGACGGCAACGUUUAUCGGUCCCUCUGCCAUCUGCAACGCGAGACUUGCGGCCAGAGGGUGGUUCAAGUUCCGGCGCAACACUGUCGCACCACCGCGCUUUGCAACCAGAUUUGCAGCGGGGAACGUCAGUUUGUUUGCGGCUCCGAUAACAAGCUUUAUCGUAACGAAUGUGAGAUGAAGAGGGACAAUUGCGGGAAGCACGUAUACGUGGUACCCAUGAAGAGGUGUGUCCAGGGUUUCCUGUUUCGCGGCUGCCAGAAGAUCUGUCCGCCUUAUUACGACCCGGUUUGCGGCACCGACGGCAUGACGUACAGCAACGAGUGCUUCCUGGAGAUCGAGAACUGCCGUAGCAGGAGUCUCGUCACGAAAAAGUACCACGGAGUGUGCGGACAGCCGACGGAGGAGCCGAAAAAUUAUCUCUAUUAAGCACGGCCGAGCCGGCACCGGUGAUACGAGAAGCAGAGAGAGAGAGAGAGAGAGAGAGAGAGAGAGUGCGUGCGUGCGUGAGAGGGAAAAGAAGUAAAUCGACGAGAUGAUUUGGCUCGUAUCUCCCAGAGAGGAUUUCAGAAGCGACAAUGAUACCGUACAUUGAUUCGUCGUGUGUCACGAGUCCUGUAGUGUUUUAAGUUCGCUCGGCUCGCAUUAACCAGCUGCAGAUUCGCUGCAGAGUAGUACACGGGUUGUACGAGCGUGACACGUUCGCAGCUCUAGACGGACGAGCGCGAUAGCGCGUGAUAGAGAAUCGUUCACGUGGAUUUCGGAUGCUCGAUCGCCUCCCCCCCCCCUCCUCUGCCCCUCGACGAUCCUCUUGACUUUCUACAGGGAGGAGGAGGAAACGAGCAUCUUGCCAGUUGCAGUCCGGAUUGUUAUCGUAUAUUGUUACUGCUAUUUCUACGAUAAUAGUACCGCGAUUGCCGAUCCCUUCUCGGACAGCCGCGCGUGUCCGCGAAUUCUCCGCCUUCCGCGCGCAGCGAAAUUACGAUUCGCAAAGAAGAAGAAAAAACUACCGCUUUUUGCGCGCAUGGCGGGUGACAAACGAUAUCGUCCAGAUUAUUUUAAGGAACUGCCUUUCAUUCCUUUUGUUUUUCUUUUUUUUUUCUUUUAUAAUCGGGAAAGGGUCGCCAGUCGCGCAUCGAUAUUAGUCCUUUCUUCGCACUUGACGGUAUAGACUAAUUAUUAUUUAUUUUAUAGCCUUAAUAUCAUUGCAUAUACGACGCGAUUCCAUCUUUCUCUUUUCGCGGCACGCCCGUCGCUCCAAUCGAUGGCUAUUGACGCGGCGUCGUCGGAGUAUUCUUAUUUUAGGGGAACAUAUUGUGCUAUUACAUCUCCCUCCCGACAUGUGUGAUGUGUGUUCGUUUAUUAUUAAUAUAAUUACUACCACUGCAAUCUUAAUUUAUUAUCGAGUAUGCGAGGAUCCUUCCUUUGUAUCGACACUAACACUGUAUACGCUUCCAAUGUCAAUAAUAAAUCAUAUAUGUAUAUUUUAAGAUAUAAAAGCUGCACAAAUUAUGCGCGUAAUACUUGAUAAUCAUAUCGGAAAUGACACUGCGCUGCUUAUCGAUCGCUAAUCUCUACGAAGAUCCAGGCAUCUAACAUUCGGACCGUAAUUGCGACACUAUUAAUAGUGUACAUGUAUCAAGGAUUAAUACAUAUACCGAUAUAA